Phragmites australis (common reed) is the source of this 2647-nucleotide messenger RNA. Its product is annotated as serine/threonine-protein kinase STY46-like. NCBI's taxonomy places the organism in Eukaryota, Viridiplantae, Streptophyta, Magnoliopsida, Poales, Poaceae. Gene Ontology annotation, biological process: protein phosphorylation. Gene Ontology annotation, molecular function: ATP binding; protein kinase activity. The transcript is spliced from 3 exons. The record is from RefSeq and is a predicted model, not a curated record. Bases 726 to 2489 code for a protein of 587 amino acids.
UUUGCGCCUGUGCACUGCAGCUUAAUUCAUGUUUUCGUGCCUGUGCAUGGCAGCAAGAUCACAUGAACACACCAAACACCUCCAUAAAUUAUUCGCAGGACGCCAGCCGCCCAGCCCCACCUCUCUCCAUGAUUCAUGUUUCUCUCUCCUCCCUUUCCUGAGGCCCUCACUCGUAGCCUGGUACGGAGUACUACAAAAGAUGGCAUCAUAUUUUUCUUUGCCUCCCUCUCCUCGUCUGGCUCCCUUCUUCUUCUGCCCCGAAUGAGCUGAGAGGUUCGGAGCAAGACUAGUUAUGUAGAGCAAAAUCAUAACCAGAAAAACCUCCUCCCUGGCCCAGAGAUUCCCCACAAAUCCAGAAGAAAAAAUCAACAUUUUCAAGUUGUUUCUCUUGCUACUCGAUCUAGCUUUUUUCCUAUUUUUUUCGCAUUCUGUAAACACUUCUUCCUUCGGUGUUCUAGUAAAAUCAGAGAUAAGAAAGAGUGAAAUCCAGAAAAAAAUUCAAUAUUUCCUUGUUUGUUUGGUCCAAGCAAAGUUAGAAAACCAAGAACUUCGUAGUAAGAUCUUGGUUCUGUUCCAUUUGCAUCUAUUCAGCCGGGGAUCCCAUUCAGCCGUGCAGAAACAAGGGAUCCGCCCAAACCAUCCAACUUUACUCCUUCAGCAGCGGAAGAUUCGCGUCUUUCCUCGGGGAGUGAAGAUUCAACAGCGGAAGACGCAAGUUUCCGGCUAUGGCGGCGGCGCUGGAGUGCUGGUCGGGGCGGCCGAGUACCGACGAGGAGAUGGCGGAGCAGGUUCUCAUGAAGCCCCACGGUCGCUCAGACGACUCCCUCCCCACCUGCGCUGACUCUGCCUGCCCCGGCGAGCCGACGUCGGCGCAGGCGGCCCCCAAGAAAUGGCAGCGCCUGGGCCGCAACUUCGCCGGCGCCAUCGCCGCGUUCAAGAACACGCUGUACCUGGACGGCGGUGGCCUCCCCCGCGACCCAUCGCCGCGCGCCGAGAAGCCGCCACCUUUCCUCCUCCGAGGCCUCGCGCAACUCUACUCCCGCGGCGCCGCCAACCAGCAGCUGCCAGAGAAGCUCGUCGCCGACCUCCGCCGCCACUUCGACGCCCUCCCCAACAGCUAUGCACAGACAGGAUUUGACAUGAUAGAUGUCCUCUUGCAUGCCCGCCUUGUAGAGCAGGCGACUGGUGAGGAUCAGCCUGCAGUUAACAUUGAGGAAGUUCAUGGCAGAGGGGGUGGUGAUGAAGGGACUGCUUUUCAGCUUACUUUUGCUUGCAUUGCCCCGCUUUCAUGGCAGUCAAUGUCUGGCUCACUUGAUAGCCCUUCGUUCUGCUGCAAGAAGAUCCAAAUAUUUGAGAAGAGAGGAUUGACACUUGGUGUUGUCAUGAUACUUGUGCAGUCUGGGAAUGAGGUGCUCUUCAAGAACCAGAUUGAGUCUGCACUAAAAUCGGCCGUAAAGAAGCAAAGGAAGAACAGUGGCGGUGUGAAGCUUCCAUUUGGGCUUUGUGGUUGUCAAGAAGAAGGAUCAAGAAAUUUUGAUGAGGAGUCAGUGUUUGAUCCAGAUGACAGUCAGGUACUUGACAAUGAGCCAACUCGCAGACCACAGUUUCCCACUCCCCUACCACAAUCAUCAGUCUUUGUCUCAGUAGAUGAAUGGCAAACCAUUCGAUCUGGUGGUGAGGAGCUUGGCCGCUGGAUGCUGCGUUCCGAGGAGAUUGAGUUCAUUGAUUGGGUUGGUGCAAAUUCAUUCAAGGGGGUCUAUAGAGGAAAGAAGGUUUGGGUCAACAAAUUGAGGGGCUGUGACAUGGGAAGUGCUUAUGAUGUUGAGAUCCGUCAGGACUUGCUGCAGUUGAUGAGCUGUGGCCAGAGGAACAUCCUCCAAUUCCAUGGCAUUUGCUUCAAUGAAAACCAUGGCCUUUGCAUAGUGACUAGGAUGAUGGAAGGGGGAUCAGUUCAUGAUCUUAUUGUGCAGAGAAACAAAAGACUGUCACUCCAAGACACGGUUCGGAUUGCUCUUGAUGUUGCUGAUGGUCUGGCCUUUAUGAACAGCUAUGGCAUUGCGUACCGUGAUCUCAAUGCUCGAAAAAUCCUGCUAGACAGGCAAGGGAAUGCUUGCCUUGGGGAUAUGGGCAUUGUUACCCCUUGUUAUAAUGUUGGUGAGGUCACUGAGUAUGAGACGUCUGGAUAUCGGUGGCUGGCUCCAGAGAUCAUUGCUGGAGAUCCUGAAAGCGUCUCCGAGACCUGGAUGAGCAACGUCUACAGCUACGGAAUGGUGCUCUGGGAGAUGGUCACCGGAGAGGAGGCGUACUCCACAUACUCGCCGGUGCAAGCAGCUGUGGGAAUCGCUGCCUGCGGGCUGAGGCCAGAGAUCCCAAGAGACUGUCCUCAUUUCCUGAGGUCACUGAUGAACAGGUGCUGGGACAAUUCCCCUCUGAAGCGUCCUCAGUUUUCUGAGAUCAUAUCCAUCCUACAAAGGCAGAAUGUCAGAUAGUUUUUAUCUUUUUCUUCUCCUUUUCUUAUGCUAUAUAUCAGUUUGGGGCUGUUUGCCGAAUCAUGCAGGAAACUGCAUAUCCAAAAAUAUUGGGAGAUCCACAAUUUACCACUGAAUAACUUGCUAUGUUUCUUAUAUGUCGUCACUGUGUCGAUAAC